This is a messenger RNA of Oncorhynchus tshawytscha (Chinook salmon), 4348 nucleotides long. Its product is annotated as flocculation protein FLO11-like. NCBI's taxonomy places the organism in Eukaryota, Metazoa, Chordata, Actinopteri, Salmoniformes, Salmonidae. The transcript has 4 exons. The coding region runs from base 80 to 1414 and encodes 444 amino acids. The record is from RefSeq and is a predicted model, not a curated record.
UGAAAGUACAACUGCAGAGCCAACUGACUCCACAACUGCAGCGGGAACGACCCUUGAAGAUCACACAACAACGUUAGAAAUGUCAACAAUUCCAGCUGAAACAACGACCAUUGUUACACAAGAACCAUCAGCUAGCCCAGAGACUGUGACAAGCCCAUCUCCCACAAUAACUUCUGGUCACACAACAGUGCCCUCUGACGUUACAAGUGAGUCUGUAACUAGCACUGCUGGUACCUCAACAUCAAGUGAGGCAUCAACAACAACUUCUGAAGCAAACACAUCUGCUGAAGAAUCGACAGCGACCUCAGCUGGUUUAACAAGUGCAACUGUGGAAGCUACGUUUUCAACAUCGGGAGUGACCAUGACACCCGAAUCAACCAAAGACACAAUGGAAACAACUACAGCUAUGUCCUCAAGUGUAACAGAAUCUUCAACCAGUACCUUGCCGGAAACAAGUCCCUCACAACCUUCUACGAUUACCAGUGAGCCUGCCACUACAAAUGAACUAACUUCAGCAGUGACGGACGGGCAAAUAUCUUCCACUACCGUUGGACUCUCAUCUACUCAGGGAUCUGAAAGUACAACUGCAGAGCCAACUGACUCCACAACUGCAGCGGGAACGACCCUUGAAGAUCACACAACAACGUUAGAAAUGUCAACAAUUCCAGCUGAAACAACGACCAUUGUUACACAAGAACCAUCAACUAGCCCAGAGACUGUGACAAGCCCAUCUCCCACAAUAACUUCUGGUCACACAACAGUGCCCUCUGACGUUACAAGUGAGUCUGUAACUAGCACUGCUGGUACCUCAACAUCAAGUGAGGCAUCAACAACAACUUCUGAAGCAAACACAUCUGCUGAAGAAUCGACAGCGACCUCAGCUGGUUUAACAAGUGCAACUGUGGAAGCUACGUUUUCAACAUCGGGAGUGACCAUGACACCCGAAUCAACCAAAGACACAAUUGAAACAACUACAGCUAUGUCCUCAAGUGUAACAGAAUCUUCAACCAGUACCUUGCCGGAAACAAGUCCCUCACAACCUUCUACGAUUACCAGUGAGCCUGCCACUACAAAUGAACUAACUUCAGCAGUGACGGACGGGCAAAUAUCUUCCACUACCGUUGGACUCUCAUCUACCCAGGGAUCUGAAAGUACAACUGCAGAGCCAACUGACUCCACAACUGCAGCGGGAACGACCCUUGAAGAUCACACAACAACGUUAGAAAUGUCAACAAUUCCAGCUGAAACAACGACCAUUGUUACACAAGAACCAUCAGCUAGCCCAGAGACUGUGACAAGCCCAUCUCCCACAAUCACUUCUGGUCACACAACUGUGCCCUCUGACGUUACAAGUGAGUCUCUAACUAGCACUGCUGGUACCUCAACAUCAAGUGAGGCAUCAACAACAAUCUGAAGCAAACACAUCUGCUGAAGAAUCGACAGCGACCUCAGCUGGUUUAACAAGUGCAACUUUGGAAGCUACAAUUUCAACAUCGGGAGUGACCAUGACACCCGAAUCAACCAAAGACACAAUGGAAACAACUACAGCUAUGUCCUCAAGUGUAACAGAAUCUUCAACCAGUACCUUGCCGGAAACAAGUCCCUCACAACCUUCUACGAUUACCAGUGAGCCUGCCACUACAAAUGAACUAACUUCAGCAGUGACGGACGGGCAAAUAUCUUCCACUACCGUUGGACUCUCAUCUACCCAGGGAUCUGAAAGUACAACUGCAGAGCCAACUGACUCCACAACUGCAGCGGGAACGACCCUUGAAGAUCACACAACAACGUUAGAAAUUACAACAAUUCCAGCUGAAACAACUACCAUUGUUACACAAGAAUCAUCAGCUAGCCCAGAGACUGUGACAAGCCCAUCUCCCACAAUCACUUCCGGUCACACAACAGUGCCCUCUGACGUUACAAGUGAGUCUGUAACUAGCUCUGCUGGUACCUCAACAUCAAGUGAGGCAUCAACAACAACUUCUGAAGCAAACACAUCUGCUGAAGAAUCGACAGCGACCUCAGCUGGUUUAACAAGUGCAACUGUGGAAGCUACGUUUUCAACAUCGGGAGUGACCAUGACACCAGAAUCAACCAAAGACACAAUGGAAACAACUACAGCUAUGUCCUCAAGUGUAACAGAAUCUUCAACCAGUACCUUGCCGGAAACAAGUCCCUCACAACCUUCUACGAUUACCAGUGAGCCUGCCACUACAAAUGAACUAACUUCAGCAGUGACGGACGGGCAAAUAUCUUCCACUACCGUUGGACUCUCAUCUACCCAGGGAUCUGAAAGUACAACUGCAGAGCCAACUGACUCCACAACUGCAGCGGGAACGACCCUUGAAGAUCACACAACAACGUUAGAAAUGUCAACAAUUCCAGCUGAAACAACGACCAUUGUUACACAAGAACCAUCAGCUAGCCCAGAGACUGUGACAAGCCCAUCUCCCACAAUCACUUCUGGUCACACAACAGUGCCCUCUGACGUUACAAGUGAGUCUGUAACUAGCACUGCUGGUACCUCAACAUCAAGUGAGGCAUCAACAACAACUUCUGAAGCAAACACAUCUGCUGAAGAAUCGACAGCGACCUCAGCUGGUUUAACAAGUGCAACUGUGGAAGCUACGUUUUCAACAUCGGGAGUGACCAUGACACCAGAAUCAACCAAAGACACAAUGGAAACAACUACAGCUAUGUCCUCAAGUGUAACAGAAUCUUCAACCAGUACCUUGCCGGAAACAAGUCCCUCACAACCUUCUACGAUUACCAGUGAGCCUGCCACUACAAAUGAACUAACUUCAGCAGUCACGGACGGGCAAAUAUCUUCCACUACCGUUGGACUCUCAUCUACCCAGGGAACUGAAAGUACAACUACAGAGCCAACUGACUCCACAACUGCAGCGGGAACGACCCUUGAAGAUCACACAACAACGUUAGAAAUGUCAACAAUUCCAGCUGAAACAACUACCAUUGUUACACAAGAACCAUCAGCUAGCUCAGAGACUGUGACAAGCCCAUCUCCCACAAUCACUUCUGGUCACACAACAGUGCCCUCUGACGUUACAAGUGAGUCUCUAACUAGCACUGCUGGUACCUCAACAUCAAGUGAGGCAUCAACAACAACUUCUGAAGCAAACACAUCUGCUGAAGAAUCGACAGCGACCUCAGCUGGUUUAACAAGUGCAACUGUGGAAGCUACGUUUUCAACAUCGGGAGUGACCAUGACACCAGAAUCAACCAAAGACACAAUGGAAACAACUACAGCUAUGUCCUCAAGUGUAACAGAAACUUCAACCAGUACCUCGCCGGAAACAAGUCCCUCACAACCUUCUACGAUUACCAGUGAGCCUGCCACUACAAAUGAACUAACUUCAGCAGUCACGGACGGGCAAAUAUCUUCCACUACCGUUGGACUCUCAUCUACCCAGGGAUCUGAAAGUACAACUGCAGAGCCAACUGACUCCACAACUGCAGCGGGAACGACCCUUGAAGAUCACACAACAACGUUAGAAAUGUCAACAAUUCCAGCUGAAACAAUUACCAUUAUUACAGAAGGUCCAUCAGCUAGCCCAACGAUAGAAGCAAUAACCACAACACAGUCUCCAACUCCCACAUCUACCGCACCCUUUCUAACUACUCAAACUACAUUACCUUUCACAACCACACCCAACACACCUUCAACUACAUCAACUACCCCACCUACCACACCUUCUACAACCACCCUAAUUACAUCAACUACCGCACCUACCACACCUCCAACUACAUUAACUGCAUCAACUACACCUACCACACCUUCUCCAACAACCCUAACUACAUCAACUACACAUUCUACUACACCUAUCCCACCUGCCCCUUCUACUACACCUAUCCCAACUACCCCUUCUACUACCCCUUCUACUACACCUAACCUAACUACAACAUCUACCCCAACUACCCCUUAUACUACACCAAUCCCAACUACCCCUUCUAAUACACCUACCCAUUCUACUACACCUACCCCAACUAUCCCUUCUACUACACCUACUUCAACUACCCCAACUAACCCUUCUACUGCAUCCAGUCCAACUUCUACAACUGCAUCUGCUUCAUUGACGUCAACUUCACUCUCAACAACUGAACCUCCGAUAAUUGUGACUGUGGACACUAUUGAAGUAUCAACAGAUGUCACUGUUAGACUCAACAAAACAUUUAAAGAAGAAUACAGUCACCCGUCAACACAGGAAUACCAAGAUUUUACAAAAAAUUUCACCAACGAUAUGACCUUACUGUACAACCGCACUAUUAACAAUUUUAUCGGCAUAGAAAUAAUAGGACUCAGGAAUGGCAGUGUCGUGGUGGAGCAUGU